ACAAGCCUCACAGACAAACGCUGUGAGCAACUGACUCACAAGCCCAGCGGUCCAAUAUUCCACACUCAAGAUCUUUGAGCAAUCAAUCGCUAAUCUUCCUGAAUAACUCCUCUUCAAUAGGCAACCGCACUAACCAACUCAAGCGCAAGGCAGCCUCAGCGUCCUACAAGGCUAUGCUUGUGGCUGUUAUUUGACACACACUUCAAUCAUUUCACAUCACAUCCUCCUCGCCACAUAUAGAAUCCUCAAUGCUACUCAAUACCCCAUGUCCUUAACCUCACCAUGGCCUCUCUAACCACUAUGCCAAAUCGAGGCUAUACUCCAGAUCUUCCGAAUGAAAUCGUCGUACUCAUCAUCCAGAAAUGUCCGCGUGCUACAUUGAAAAAUGUACGACUGGCAUCAAGAAGCCUGGCGCAAUUGGCCGAUCCAUAUCUAUGGCGCAAAAUCGUCCUGGUUCCCAACGAUCAAUGCAUCCUCGGCUUCGUCAAGGCCAUGAAACGAUCAAAGGUUGCCCGUCAUGUGACGAAGCUCACUUACGAUGCCCGAUUUGGCUCAUUCUUCCACAGUAUCAAGAACAUCACACCGGACCCAGCACUGUCCUACACCAAAGCAGAGAAAGCUCAAGGCGAAAGGUUGCUAGAGAGAGCCGCUCAAGGUCGUUUUCAACCGUAUGAAGAUAUGUCAGUGGAAGUCGCCAUACUCAUCAAAGCGCUCAGAAUGCUGCCGAAUUUACGCGAGAUUCGCGUCUGGGAUUACGAGGACACUCUGGAAAUGCGAGGCGACUCCUCACAGCUCAAGGUCCCAUUCUUCUAUCACAAGAUGUGUCAACUGGUUAAGAUUGACCCUAAAGUGGUCAAUUUCUGCACAAUGGCAGGGAGUUCGGGUAGGUCCUAUACCAAGGGUGUCCUGACCGCUGCAUUCUCAGCAGGUAACCGACUUCACACCUUCAAGACGAGCAAUGUCGAUGGUCGAGCCUUGUUUGGGGUUGUCCCUAUGAAGCCUGCCGUAGCACUCCAGCAAUUGGGCAUUUAUCACGAGGUGAUGGAAAACCUGCAGUCUCUCGAACUCGCUUUCCGGAACGAUACACUCGUUACCACGGCAAAUCACAUUCAAGCACUUCAAUCACUCCUCCGAUCAGCAAAGAAGCUCAAACAUCUCAGAAUUCGCCUCACAGACUGCAGUGUCAGCCGAUACCAAUACUCUGACGACGAACUCAUGUCUGAUCUGGUGGGGCUUCUGGAAACUCCCACAGGGGGCUGGGUAUCCCGAUCUCUUCUGCCGCGGUUGGAGACAUUGAUCAUUGAUGCCUGCAUAUGCCACGAUGAAGAUCUUAUGCAGUUUCUAAAGAUUCACUCUUCCACGUUACGGCGAUUGGAACUUUCAAACAUCACUUUACUAGGUGGAGAGGAUCGCCGAGAGUGCUGGGUCAAGUUGAUCAAACACUUCAAGACAGAUCUCAAGCUUGCCUUGAUAUCUUUCAGCGGGUGGUUCAGCAAUGGCGGGCGCCAACAAUGGUUCGUGGCUAAAGACAGUAUCGGUGACAACAGAUUGAAAGCAAGGGUGGAGAAGUAUGUCGUUGACAAGUGCAUCUGUGAAUGUCCUCUGGAACAUAUCGCAAUCAAGGCAAAUCAAAGUGACGUCGAGAAGCCUGGCAACGGCGAGGAGUACGAAGGCGACCUCACCUGGACGAUGGUGUAUUCGAAACGUUUUGGUGAUCAGAUGGACUGGCAGUUGACGGUGCCUUCAUUCGGAGUUCCUUCGACCGGAGCCGGAUCCGCUGUGAUCCCAGCCAUCGAUGAAAUGGAUGCUUUCGAGAUUCCUUUUUCUGAUGAAGUAUGGGAGAGCGACAACUUGAUCACCAUGUCAGACGACGAGAUGGCCGCCGCCGGCUUCACAAUCGUUAAUGGCGACCUAGCCACGAAGCAAUCGCCGUUCGUCUACAUCAGUAAUGGCAUUCAUCCGUCUCCGCCUCCAGGACUGCCACUUCCAGAAUAUGGCACUUCAAGUGGGAACGGGUGGUCAUAUUCACCAGGUGUAUCUACUCCAGAGCCUUCGCCACCACCUACGCCGCCAUUGCAGAGCAUCGUACCCGCCCCAGCCCUUCAACAAUCUGCCCUCAAAUCCAUUUACAUCUGAUCAAACACGACUUACCACUUUUUGUGGACCAACGCGACAUAGGUCGUGUCAUCUCAUACGACACUGAUUCUAAUUCUCGGAAUUUUAUGCAUGACUCGCAUGACAUGACUAAUGGGAGCAACAUUGGAGCACUGGGUUCUGGCUGGAUGGGGCUCAAAGCGACAGGGACAUAGUUGGAACUGAGACGGUCGAUUGACCAGAAUGAACUGAGAUGUGAAAAGGAUUCAUGAUUGGGAUUUCAGCAUACUCUUUCCACGUAUCGUAAGGGGACCAACUCGGGACAUUGUCAGGCACCAUAGCAGAUACGGAUUGGGCAAUAAAAAAGCUGGUUUGAUUUUCAUAAGCGGCUCCUCGUCUCCACCACCCCAGUAUCAUAGUCAUCGUGAGUGAGCAUGAAAGCACAUAAAGCAGGACUCACACACAUGCGACCAUAACAAAA
Exophiala viscosa is the source of this 2575-nucleotide messenger RNA. RefSeq lists its product as uncharacterized. The record is from RefSeq and is a predicted model, not a curated record. The transcript has a single exon. Gene Ontology annotation, molecular function: protein binding. Lineage: Eukaryota; Fungi; Ascomycota; Eurotiomycetes; Chaetothyriales; Herpotrichiellaceae. The coding region runs from base 283 to 2136 and encodes 617 amino acids.